Fusarium pseudograminearum CS3096 is the source of this 1071-nucleotide messenger RNA. RefSeq lists its product as uncharacterized. Bases 1 to 1071 code for a protein of 356 amino acids. Lineage: Eukaryota; Fungi; Ascomycota; Sordariomycetes; Hypocreales; Nectriaceae. Gene Ontology annotation, molecular function: methyltransferase activity. The transcript has 6 exons. The record is from RefSeq and is a predicted model, not a curated record.
AUGCCCGCCAGCAGCCCCAAGAGUCAGAGGUCGGCGCCUCGGUCGCCGACUAGCUCAAAAAGUGUUCCCCAUGCCACGCAAACAAUUGAGGUCGACACUGUAGUUGAAGAGGAUGAGGAGGACGAGAUUGAUCCAGGUCUUGGAGCCGAUGCCGAAAGCUCCACGGCUUCUAUCACCUCGAGCAUUCUCCACUAUCGCACCAUCAACGGCAGAACCUACCACAGCGAGAGAGGAAAUGCGGCUUACUGGGGCUCAAACGAUGAACGCCAGAGCGAGGCCAUGGACAUUGCACAUCACAUGCUCACCCUUGCGCAAGAGGGCGAGUUGCAUUUAGCACCGCUAGACAAGGACAUUCAGAAAGUCCUGGAUAUUGGCUGCGGAACAGGAAUUUGGGCCAUCGACUUUGCCGAUAAAUUCCCUGGCUGCGAGGUCAUCGGAACCGAUAUCUCGCCUAUCCAGCCUUCUUGGGUGCCACCGAACUUGAAGUUCGAAAUCGAGGACUGCAACCAAGACUGGACUUUUGCUCCCGAGAGCUUCGACUAUGUUCACAUACGAUAUCUAGUUGGGUGUAUUCCUGACUGGAACCAAUUGCUCGAACAAGCCUACAAGGUCCUCAAGCCUGGUGGCUGGGUCGAGACCUAUGAAGCCUCGCCUACUAUUGAAAGCGACGAUGACAGCGUGAAGCUGGACUCUGCUAUGGGUCAAUGGGGACCUACCUUCAUCAAGGCAUCCAAGGUGAUUGGUAACACUUUUACUGUUAUCGCCGACGACCUUCAGAAAAAGGCUGUUGAGAAUGCUGGUUUUACUGAAAUCAACCAAUGGAACUCCAAGCUUCCCCUGAACCCCUUCCCCAAAGACCCUCAUCUGAAAGAGAUUGGUCAAUUUGGAGAGCUCUUUAGCACACAGGACACCGAAGGACUUGUCAAUUUCGUGGCCAACACUUUGGGUUGGUCUCCUCAAGAAGUACACGUCUACAUUGCUCAGUUCCGAAAGGAGAUUCGGGACAGAAAGAACCAUCACCCUUGGAUCAAGUUGAAGACCGUUUGGGCACGAAAGCCAACGUCGGGUUAA